AUGUUCACGGACCCUUCUGCUCGUGUGCCCCACGUCUUCGUUAUACCCCCCGAGGAAGAGCACUCGCAAAAUCCUCCUUGGUGCUGUUUUGACGCAGACCUGCCUCCAGAAAAUAGCAGAUCCGUAGAGUUGUCCUCUGCUAACCAGCCUGACAUCUUAUCCGAUGUACCCUUCUUGCUGCACGAGUCAGAAUCUACUUCUUCCUUCCACCACGAGCAGCCUAGUGCAAGCCCAGUGGUUGUCACACAGUCUAGGAGCUCUACAUCUAGCAGUAGGAGCGGGAAGCAUCAGAACCCACAGCAUAUCGUUAUCUCUGCCAUGCGCAAUAAUGACCUCAUUCGCAUCGUCCAGCAUGAUGUGCGAGAGGAUUCGGAUGUGAUUGAGGUCGUCAAGGUCAAACGUCCAAAGGACAAUAAACCCAAUCACACGGAUCACGUCCCACCGUCCCCGUCUAAUCAAGAGCCACAGUUAAAGCGCUCAAAGACUUUCCGUGCUCGUGCGUCCCGUGCCUUCCAAUCCAUAAAGAAUGUCUCUGUCCCCCGUGGCAAGCAGAACAACUCCAAACCGCAUGUCAAGGACCUUUGGACAUCCACUGAGAGCAUGCCAGGCAUCUUCAGAGGCGUUUUGCAUUCCAAAGAGGACGUCCCACCAACGGCGAGUCGCAAGCUUUCGAGCUUCUUCCAAAGACAGCCGUUUUCCUCGGAGGGAAUCCUCUCGAGCUCGACGACUACGUCAUUGCCUUAUCUCAAGGGCUCUGACACCACUCCUUCCAUUGCUGAGAUCCGGCCCUCGUAUGAGUUCAUCGAGCGGCCCCUCACUCCCUACCUGCGUCCUAUAUCUUCGGAUGAUUUCCAGCACGACGAGCGCCCGACGUCACCCAACCCCCCCUCUACCCAAGCAUCGCGCAAACGUUUCUCCGUUAAUGAGCUGCACCGCCUUUUCUCCUUCUCUCCAGAACCUCCUUCCUCUUUCACGGUUCCUUCCACAUCCACAUCCGCGUCGACCUCGAGUACACACUCUUAUCCCGAUGUCCCAUACGCCGCGGUGCAUUUUGUUGACGAUGAUUACGGAAGGGAGAUCGAGGGCAAGUAUGGUCGCAAUCUCGACCUGCUUGAUGGUGACGAUGACGAGUUGCCUUUGCCCUCACGGCCAAGGGAUAUUAGUUUCGAGUUGCGGCUUGACAGUUUGCACUUUGACUCGCUUUCGUUCAAUGCUGAGGACUUUGAUGUGAGCAUGAACUUGGAAGCCUCAGGGCUAGGUAUUUCACGGCGGUGA
Molecule: messenger RNA, 1275 nt
Organism: Suillus plorans
Lineage: Eukaryota; Fungi; Basidiomycota; Agaricomycetes; Boletales; Suillaceae
Exons: 2
Coding region: 1-1275 (424 amino acids)
Source: RefSeq, a predicted model, not a curated record